This is a messenger RNA of Closterium sp. NIES-67, 822 nucleotides long. The record is from the annotation of a GenBank genome assembly. NCBI's taxonomy places the organism in Eukaryota, Viridiplantae, Streptophyta, Zygnematophyceae, Desmidiales, Closteriaceae.
GUUCUGUUGGGGUCCAGCGCAGCAGCAUGCAUUCGAGCAGAUAAGCAGUCUCUUACAUCCUCACCGACUCUUUCAUACCCCGAUCCAACUCGCCCGUACGUAGUAGUGACCGACACAUCAGAUCAGGUCAUCGAAGCCGUACUUCUUCAGGACCAGGGCCGCGAGUUGCAGCCGAUCGCGUACGAGUCACGCAAGCUGAGAGGAGCAGAGCUGAACUAUCCGAUCCAUGACAAGGAAGCGCUAGCGAUCAUCCAAGCGUACAAGGUAUGGAGGUGCUACCUAGAGGGGGCAAAUAGUACCGUACGCACAGACCAUUGCUCAUUAAGGUUCCUCAAAUCCCAGCCGCAGCUGAGUCGCCACCAGGCUAGAUGGAUGGAGUUCAUGGAGGGGAGUUUCCACUACAGGAUAGAGUACAAGACAGGCGUGCGCAAUCCAGCCGAUCCACUCACUCGCCCUAGUUGCCAGAUAAGACAGUUAAGAUGCUUAGUCGCACAUACUUCUGGCCAGGGCUUGCAAGCGACGUAUGUAGAUGAUUACAUUCGCUCGUGCAAUAAUUGUCAGCGCACCAAGUCCUCUCGCCAGCGUAAAGCCGGACUCCUCCAACCGGUUCCACCACCCGACCGUCCUUGGCAGGUAGUUACGAUGGACUUCAUCACGGCCCUACUGCGGACAGUUAGAGGUCAUAAUGCCAUCUUCAUCGUAGUGGAUAAGUUUUCUAGAGCAACGCACUUCAUCCCCACGCACGGCAAGGUCACAGCAGAAGAAGUCGCGGCGCUGUUCGUAGAUAACGUAGUUUGACUGCACGGAGUUCCAGAUUCCAUC